Messenger RNA from Aphanomyces astaci, 1195 nucleotides. RefSeq lists its product as hypothetical. The transcript has 3 exons. Gene Ontology annotation, molecular function: delta(3,5)-delta(2,4)-dienoyl-CoA isomerase activity. The record is from RefSeq and is a predicted model, not a curated record. NCBI's taxonomy places the organism in Eukaryota, Oomycota, Saprolegniomycetes, Saprolegniales, Verrucalvaceae. Bases 18 to 977 code for a protein of 319 amino acids.
UUCCCAGAUCUUCCGCGAUGAUCCAUCGCUCCAUGCAACGAGUAGUGCGUCCAUGUGUGCAAGUACGGCAUAGGAGUGACAAGGCGCUCAUUCAGAGCUGGAUCCAACCGCAUGUGGCGACGCCUCUCCAUGAGACUCGUUACGACACGUUGACCAUUACCCCUUCCCUGGCGGACGACCUUGCCGACAGCGACCCGUCGAUUGUGAACCUACGUUUGAAUCGACCCACGAAGCUCAAUGCGUUCAACAUGCAGAUGUGGAACGAACUCGAGUCGUUUUUCCAGCAAGUGGAGGCAACCCCGUCGGUCCGCGCGGUGGUGAUUCGAGGUGAAGGGCGCGGGUUUUCGUCCGGCAUGGACUUGCAAGUGUUUGCUGCGAUGCAAGAGAUCAUGGGAACUAUUCCUUGCGAUGCGAAAAAGCGAGAACGACUCAUGCAACUCAUUCGCCGUUUUCAGCACAUUGUGUCGGCCCCCGAGCGAAGUCGCGUGCCGGUCAUUGCCGCUGUACACGGCAUUUGCUGGGGAGGCGCGGUGGAUUUCAUCACGGCGUGCGAUUUGCGGGUGUGCGACAUCAGCGCCGACUUUUCCGUGAAGGAAAUCGACUUGGCCAUCGUCGCAGACGUCGGGACGUUGCAGCGCCUUCCCUUGCUCGUCGGGGAGCAGCGAGCCAAGGAGUUGUCGUACACCGGUCGAUCGUUCUUUGGUACCGAAGCCGAGCGCAUCGGGUUGGUGCUGGAAGCACAUGUGGAUUCCUCGGCCCUCUUCGCCCACGCGGCGUCCGUGGCGGCAUCUAUCGCGUCCAAGAGCCCUGUGACCAUCCGCGGCAUCAAGAAGACGAUCCAGUACCGCCGCGACCACACGACCGACGACUCGUUGCGGCAAGUGGAGCACUGGAAUGCCGCCAUGUUGCAGAGCGAAGACCUCGUCGAAGCGUUUACGGCCAUGACGUCCAAGAAGACUCCCCAGUUUCGCGAUUGAAUCACCCUCGAAAGUCAUCUUGUAUGUUGACUGACGCGGCAGUGUUGCUAGGCAACUAGCUCACAAACUCGUGGAUUCUCAAAGCAACGAGUAUCCGAUAAGCCAGAAACGUAGCCAAACUAUUUGGAUAUAGGUAGUUGUUUUACUGCAUUUUACUACGAACAGUAAUAAUUAGUACAUAAUUCGGAUUAAAAUAAGUCACACCCUAGUUAAUUCAA